Molecule: messenger RNA, 2637 nt
Organism: Micromonas pusilla CCMP1545
Lineage: Eukaryota; Viridiplantae; Chlorophyta; Mamiellophyceae; Mamiellales; Mamiellaceae
Exons: 5
Biological process (GO): protein import into nucleus
Cellular component (GO): cytosol; nuclear envelope
Molecular function (GO): small GTPase binding
Source: RefSeq, a predicted model, not a curated record
CUCGUCGCGAGCAUGAGCUCGGACGCGAGCGCGCGGCAGACCGCGGAGGCGCAGCUGACGCAGGGCGGGACCCAGCCCGGGUUCGGCGUCGGGCUCGCGCGCGUGUCCCUGAAUCAGGCGCUGCCGUACGGCACCAGGCAGCUCGCCGCGGUCGUCCUGAAGAAGUACGUCAAGGAGCACUGGCAAGAGGGCGAAGGCAGGCACGUCCCGCCGCAGACGUCGGACGAGGAGAAGGCGGCGAUGCGCGAGAUCCUCCCCGCGGGUUUGGGCGAUCCGAUCGCGAAGAUUCGCACCGCGGUCGGGAUGGCGAUCGCGUCGAUAGCAGCCUGGGACUGGCCGCACGCGUGGCCCGCGCUGACGCCGACGCUGUUGAACGCGGUGAAAGCGCGCCAGAGCGAAGACGCGGUCCUCGGCGCGCUGCGAUGCCUCCAGAUGAUCUGCGUGGACAUGGAAGAGGCGCAGAUCCCUCAGGUGGUCUUCUCCCUCGCGCUCAAACGCCGCGCGCUCGCGGUGCUGCACUCGUGCCUCACCACCCUCGGGAUGAUGUCCGCCGCGAAGCAGCGCGCGGUGAGGGACCUGAUGAUUCCGCUCCUGCCGCCGUGGUUGGAUUUUUUCUCGCGCGCGCUCGCGACGGCUCCCGCCGCCGACGCCCCGGAGCAGUGCUCGUUCGUCCUCGAGGCGCUGCGAUGCCUCGCGCCGACGGUGAUGUACUUCGCGAAGCCCGCGGGCGACGCGAUCCUGCCUCCUCUGCGCGCCGCGGCGACGCUGUUCCACGCCCUCGCGGGCGCGUACGAGGCGAACCACGUCGACGCGGAGAGCGACGCGGAGCGAGACAGGCGCGUUUGUUUUUUCUCGCACCGCGACGGCGAGGACGCGUCCGUCGCGCACGUGGUGCUCCAACUCCUCGAGCUCGUGAUGACGCUCGUGGAGCACCCUCGACUCUCCGCGACGCUCGAGAGCGGCCUAGCCGAGAUGAUAUACCGCGCGAUCGGGUACAUGCGCAUGACUGCGAGCCAGGAGGAGAGCUGGGGCGACGAUCCGAAUCAAUACGUCGCGGACGAGGACGACGACAUGUCGUCGGCGCGCGCGACGUGCGGGAUGUUACUCGACGAGCUCGUCGACCGGUUCGGCGACGACGCGCAGCGCGCCUUGUCCGUCGCGGUCGAGCGGCGGCUGAGCGAGGCGGAGCUCGCGCGAGCGAACGGGGAGGCGAACUGGUGGAAGACGCGCGAGGCGACGCUGCUCGCGGUGGGCGUGGUGUCGGACGCGUUGAUCGAGGGCGAAGCCGCCGCGCGUUCGGAGAACGUCGCGCCGAGCUUCGCGGCGUCGGUGUUCCUCGCCAACGUCCUCGAGCGCGACCUCUCGAGCGGCGCGACGGCGGCGGGCGCGGUAACGGACGGCGGCGAGUCGUUUCUGCGCGGGAGGGCGCUCUGGGUCGCCGCGAGGCUCGCGCCGGGCGCGCCGCCGGCGGCGGCGGGCGCCGCGCUCGCCGCCGCGUUGGCGUCGCUGCGACCGACCGCGUCCGCGCCGCUGCGCGUCGGCGCGUGCCGCGCGCUCGCGCAGUACGUCCCGCUCGCGCCGAAGGACGUCUUGCGGCCGUUCCUCGCGCCCGCGUACCAAGGCUUGGGGUCGCUGCUCGAGUCCGCCGCGGGGAGCACAGCUGGCGCGGGGAGCGGCGACGCGUUGGAGGAUGGCUACGCGGAGGACGCGCUCCACCUGGUGCUCGAGGCGAUGCUCGUCGUCGUGAAAGCGGACGCGGACGCCGCGACGCAGUGGUCCUCCGCGCUCGCGCCCGCAACGUUGCGCGUCUGGGCGGAAAAAGUCGCGGACCCGUUGCUCGCCGCGGACGCGCGCGACGUUCUGGAGGCGCUCGCGGCGGUGCCCGCCGAGGCGCACGCCGCGCACGCGGCGUGCUUCCGCCACGUCGUCGCGAUCGCGUUGACGUCGGACGACGUCGGCGCGUUGCAGAGCGCCGCGGAGUGCCUUCGCGCGUUUCUCCGCGCCGGCGGCGACGACGCGUUGCUGUGGGGGGUCGACGGUCAGGGCGGCGGCGGCGACGUGCUGCGACAGUACCUCGACGCCGCGGCGAGGCUGCUGUCGCCGAGCCUCGAGGACGGCGCCGCGGUGUUCGCCGCGCCGCUCCUCGGGCAGAUGUUGCGCCGGCUUCCGACGCGGAUGGCGCCGGUGUUGCCGGAGAUUGUGUCGGCGACGGCGACGCGAAUUCGCGCGGCGAGGCAGCCGAACCUGAUCGCGGCGCUGCUGAGCGAGGGCGCGGAUGGGAUCCCGCCGCCGACGACGGCGCUCGAGCUCGUGACGCGGUUGUGGAUCGCGCACCAGUCGGACGUCCAGGGCGCGUUCGACAUCAAGCUCACGACGAGCGCGCUGGCGGUGCUGCUCGCGAGCGGGAACCCGACGCUGGGGAGCGUCGGCGUGAAGGGCGAGCCGGUGGCGCCGGAGGGAGGAGGAGGAGGGCAGAACGGCGGCGCGGCGAUUCGAACGCGCGCGAGGGCGAAAGCGGCGGGGCCGGAGAAGUUCUCGCUCGCGCCGCUCCCCGUGAAGAUGCUCGACGCGCUCGCGGACUUUGUCUUGGAGGCGCAGGAGGCGGCGAGCGCGAGGGAGGACGACGAGUGGGAGGAC